GCGAUGGCCACCGAGUGGGCAAUAGUUGAAGAGUGUUAAUAAGCCAGCGAGUGUCGCGGAGUGCGUAGUGCGCGGAACACGUGCAGGUCCCAAAGUGGCUGGGAUUACUGGAAGACAGUCUGUCGAGCGUUUGUGUGUGUGCGUGUGUGUGUGGUAAAGUGUGACCAACAAAUUAUUUACGAAAUACUUACGAGUGCUUCACGCAAACGGAUUUCAUAUACUGCCAGCCCCAAGUUUUGCUUAAAGGAUUAAAGCAUCUCCCACUGGACGAGUCAAAGCACCAAAAGGAUAUGCAAAGCAAACCAAAGGACGUGGAUGAGUUAUUCUGGCCUUCGCCCUAAUUAAAAAGCAUUUCGCGUUGUGUUUUUGUGUAGUGCAAUGGUUUAAUAAAGUGAAUUUAAACAUAAAGUAAAAGAAAAUAAUAACAAAUUAACAUUAAAAUUACAAUUUGUUUAAGUGUUGCAUUUUUGAUCGAUUUGUGAAUUCGCAUUGAUAAACUUAAAAUAGUGAGUGGCUAAUUGAAAUUAAUUUGGGCAUGCGGCUGCUGUUACCACAACUGUUGCAUGCAACAUGGAUGGCGAAAAUCGGAUUAUAUUAAAUGUGGGCGGCAUUAGAUAUGAAACCUAUAAGGCGACGCUCAAGAAAAUACCCGCAACGCGCCUCUCACGUCUGACCGAAGCCCUGGCCAAUUAUGAUCCGGUGCUCAACGAGUAUUUCUUCGAUCGUCAUCCCGGAGUCUUUACGCAAAUACUCAAUUAUUACAGAACUGGUAAGCUGCAUUAUCCGACAGACGUCUGUGGCCCUCUGUUUGAGGAGGAGCUAGAGUUCUGGGGACUCGAUUCGAAUCAGGUAGAACCAUGCUGCUGGUCAACUUAUAGCAUACAUCGCGAUACGCAAAACACCUUAGCUAUAUUAGAUAAACUAGAUAUUGAAAAUGAGAAACCCACGGAGGAGCAAAUAGCACGUCUGUUUGGCUUCGAGGAGGCUUUAAGCAACGGCGAGCUUAACUGUUGGCAACGUCUAAAGCCCAAAAUUUGGGCCAUGUUCGAUGAGCCGUCGAGCUCAACGGGCGCCAAGUUUGUUGCUGGCAUGUCGGUAUUCUUUAUAUUUGUUUCUGUGAUAUCAUUCUGCCUGAAAACCCAUCCCGGUUUUCGCGUGGACCUGCCCACCAGCUACAGCGCCGGCUUGCCUGCGUCUGGCCAUGAUCCGCUGGCGGCGCCGCCCAUACCUCAGCAGCCGGUGCAGCAGUCGCAGCCGCAUCAGCAUCCGCAGCAGCAGCAGCAGUAUCAAUACCAUCAGCAUAGCAUAACGCCACCUAGCGGCAGUAUUGGUCCCACAUUUCGUGUCACGAACUACACGAGCUACAGCAGCGGCAACUUGAGCGCUGCACAGGCCACGCCCAUUGCCACCAUAAAAGGCCAACAUCAACGGCAGCGUCUGAAACGCGACCUAAACACGAGCAGCCUGAACGAGUUUCUCGAGGAGAAGCUACUGGGUCAGAAUGGACGCAGACAGCACGGCUGGAUCGAGACCUACGGCCAGCCGCACAAGGCCUUCUUCUAUGUCGAGCUCGUAUGCAAUGUGUGGUUCUUCAUCGAGGUUGUCAUCAGGCUAAUUGUUUCACCCAAUCUGUGGCAGUUCAUCAAAUCUCCCGUAAACAUUAUUGACUUUACGGCCACGUUGAGCUUCUAUACGGAUGUCAUGCAGCGCAUGGGCGAGUAUACGGGCCUGCUGGAGGCAUUUUCCAUAGUGCGCAUAAUGCGACUCUUUAAGCUGACACGUCACUCGCCAGGACUACGCAUCCUUAUACACACGUUUAAGGCAUCGGCCAAGGAAUUGACUCUGCUCGUGUUCUUCCUCGUGCUCGGCAUCGUCUUCUUUGCCAGUUUGGCCUAUUAUGCGGAAAAGUUGCAGGACAAUCCAGAUAACCAAUUCAAGAGCAUACCAUUGGGCUUAUGGUGGGCUAUUGUUACCAUGACCACAGUGGGCUAUGGCGAUGUGGCGCCCAAAACGUAUCCGGGCAUGUUUGUGGGCGCACUGUGCGCACUGGCUGGUGUCCUGACCAUAGCACUACCCGUACCUGUUAUCGUUAGCAACUUCUCCAUGUUCUAUUCGCACACCCAGGCACGCUCCAAGUUGCCCAAGAAACGCCGCCGUGUGCUGCCCGUGGAGCAGCCACGUCGCAAACGGGAGCCGCCGGCACCGCAUCGAGGCCGGACCAAUGCCAUUAAGCAGACAACGCCCACGGUGCCGGGCGUGGCAGGCGGCCAUACAACUAUACAGGCGCCUACGCCCAUGUUCAAGGAUGCAUUUGGCAGCGCCAAAAUUGCGGACUACUUAAGCGUGCCGGCAGUGCAGAGUCUGCAGCCGAGAGCGGCAACCACUGGACACGAUUUUAUGCUGCCUCUACAGCCGAAACUUGUCGCGCCUCUGGAACGCAAAGAACAGCAUCCUCUGCAGCUGACCGCUCACAACUUGGCCUCGGAUACGCAUCAGCUGUACGCCAGCCACGCCCAUGGGCCCAAAGCAGGCACCGUACUAAGCGUGCCGCCCACCAUCAGCAUGACGCACACACAAAUGCCGCCGGGCAUGGCCAGCAUGGGACAGCGCACACCGAAUCUCAGCUACCGGGCAACACAUACGCACACGCAUGCGCCCAUCCAGCAGCCCAUACCACACCACUAUCAGCACCUGGGUUCAUCAAGGUCAAGCGGUCUGGAGUCGGCCAACUGCAACAUCCAAAUCUCAGUAGCUGGUGCCGCUGGUGCUGCUUGUACAGAGGAGCUGAAGGCGCCCAAAGUUACGCUUCUCGAUGAUCUGAGCGAUGAGGUAAACUCCUCAACGGAUGACUGCGCUGAUUGCUGCCUGGUGGAUGACAGUGAUACGUACGAGGCCAGCAAUAACAAUGGCUCCUGUGCGAAUCAGGAAGUCGAGCAGGAAAGCGCCACUGCCGAGGAUAGCGGUGACAGUUUGGGUGGCAUUUACAUUGGUCCCACCCAUUGAUUUUCGGCCAUUAAAUGGGAAUUUCCAUGAUAGGAAUUUAAUGACACAUAAAGGAAUACAAAAGAGAUUGAAAAUUGCAUUAAAAAGAAAAAACAUUUUUAUUUUGGAUUUUUGUUGUCUAUCAACAGAGGUGCACAUAUAUUCGGGCUAACAACAAUUUCGAUUGGUCUAACUACAACAUGCUUUUUCUCAGUGUAAUUUAUCGCACUGCCACAUGCCACAGAUUCUCUGGACCAGUCUGCGCAUUCUCACCACACAAUGCCGUGAGUGCCAAGUCAAAUGAAUUUCAUUGGAGAAUCUGUGCCCAGAAAGCUCUGCACUGCUUAUAGAACAUAUAGUGCCGGGCCAGGCGAAGCAUCUGCAGCAUUUGAAUUGGAGCCUACAUCAACAGCAAAGCGCUUGAAAUUCAAUUCGAAGGCCUUUAACAAUUUGAAGUUAUUAAAAGCAACGCGAAAAGUUUAAUUGGAACUGUUUGUGCCACUGGGGAGCGCAGAGCCACCAAAUAGAUGUGGCAUAGAGAGUGCCCACUACUGCUACCCGCAGAUCCGUAGAUGUUUCACUGCGUUUCACUGCGGACUGGCGCUAAGUGUGCGCAAUUGAAGGCAAUUGAGCAAUUUUGUAUGCUCAGAGCGUCAGACGGCGCAUUUGCAUAAAUACAUUUAUUUAAUAUUUAAAUUAGUUUCGUGGCAUUUCAGCCAUGCAUUUAUGUAUACAACACCCUCACCCUCACACUCACACUCGCCUCCAUGUGCCUGGUCUGCGGCAAUUCAUCCUGCGCCCGCACAUUUUUACUGAUAAUCCCCAUUGACGCCUAAGUAAUUGUCCUCGACGUGAGGCAAAUGCAGCUAUUCAGACGGAGCCAAGUGAAGUACUAGCUACCGACUGCCAAUUUGGCUUGGCUAAAAGACAAUGCGGCCGGCAUCUGGAUUGGUCCUAAGUAAACCUAAUGCGAACAUCAAAUGCAAAUUGACAAGUU
Messenger RNA from Drosophila montana, 3979 nucleotides. RefSeq names its product Shaw-like (gene Shawl). Gene Ontology annotation, cellular component: postsynaptic membrane; voltage-gated potassium channel complex; presynaptic membrane. The record is from RefSeq and is a predicted model, not a curated record. The transcript is spliced from 13 exons. Gene Ontology annotation, molecular function: delayed rectifier potassium channel activity; protein binding. The coding region runs from base 571 to 3003 and encodes 810 amino acids. NCBI's taxonomy places the organism in Eukaryota, Metazoa, Arthropoda, Insecta, Diptera, Drosophilidae. Gene Ontology annotation, biological process: protein homooligomerization; potassium ion transmembrane transport.